GCAUUGCCGAUGAGCGAACGAUUAUACUUAUGAAAUAUCUCCAUAAUAGUUCUUUUUACGUUAAAACCAUGUGUAAAAUCAGCGUGUUUUUAAAACCGGAGUCGUAGGUUUGAAUUUUCGCAGAAAAUACAAACGGACUUUCUUCGCACGAUAUAUAAAGCGCAGACUUGUGGAGUCAGGUAUAAACGGGGCUUGAAGAAUCGAUCGCACGUUAUAUACUCUUGACAUAACCUAAAUUUGACGCUUUUAGAGCGAUUUUAGAAAGAAAUUAGCAUCUGUCAUUGUCGGAGAAUCAAGUAUACGUGAUUUUGGUGAGCACGCGUUUACGUUUUCGUUGAAAGGCGCGAGAAGCGUGACCUCCGAAAACUCUAGGCAAAAACGUGUUGCACCCGAACCUUUCCUUUCGCCGUCGUCCUUUUGUUUUGAUUUUUUGAACUUCUAACAGUUAUUUAUCGCAAAUCUAUCAAAAUUGUCUAUGCCUACCGUAUUCUAAUGAUUACAACGUUUUAGAUAUAACGUUGCGAUAUUUGAAGCAACACGCCUCACAAAAAACAAAUCGAAAAUUUGAUAUUUUAUAUAGAAUCAGGUGAGCGUUAUUGACACUAGAAUCAACUCGCGGAAAAGUCAAGAUGAGUUAGGCGAAUUUUAGGCACUAAAAACGAGUGAAAAAAUCUUCUAUAACUUACUGCGCUUCAGCACGUACAUCUUCCCCUUGGCUACCAUUUUUCUUCGUUUAAUCUAAGGAAAUACUCGCGAAAAUGCAAUUUUAAGUCAGCUAGGCCGAUCUUGUAACGUUCCGGUAUCCUUCUAUAUGCGCGGCUGAUGCUCAGCGUCUGAGCCUACGUUCGCCCGCCAAAACGCAGAAAGUCUGGAAUUUUUAGCGGCAAACUACUCCGUACCGUUCACCGCCAUCUGUUCAAAUGUGGAAGGAACUAUAUAUCGCACGAGCGUACCUGUAACGAAUGCGGUAACCGUACACUGCGCAUGUUCAAUAUUGCAAUAUUUGCUACAGAAACUUUUGUGGAAAUUUCAAAAUACGUAAAUAGCGUAGAAGGAUGAUUCCUACGUGCGUUAAUCCUUAGAAUAGUGCAAGUUGCCUUAACAUUAUUUUGAGCCCAACGAUUCCCGGUUUUCGGAGAAUAAAAUCUAAAAUUCAACUAAACACUCCAGUAAAAUUAUCAUACCCUCUUAUAUAUCAGCAACAAAACUUGUAAAGGCUUUACCAUGAAUGUCUGAAAAGAAUUCAAAUCCCGCGCUCUCUCUCUCUCUCUCUUUCGGCGCCCCGCGCAGUCGGUAUCACAGAAUCCCUCCCACUGCAUUAUCACACCGCGAGUCUCCGCGCAACUCGCGGCGCGAACCGUCUUCCGCUUCCCGCACGCGUUUCGCCGGUGUUUCUCGCAGGCCACACGAUCCACUCGUCGUCUCCUCUUCAGAUCGUACAGACGCCGCCACAUCUCCAUCCACAAUCAUGACCGACAACAAGGAGCGUACCUUCAUCAUGGUCAAGCCCGAUGGUGUCCAGCGUGGACUCGUCGGCAAGAUCAUCCAGCGUUUCGAGGACAAGGGCUUCAAGCUCGUCGCCAUGAAGAUGGUCUGGCCCACCGAGGCUCACCUCAAGGAACACUAUGCCGAUCUUGCCGGCAGGCCAUUCUUCCCUGGUCUAGUCAAAUACAUGAGCUCUGGACCCGUUGUACCCAUGGUCUGGGAAGGUCUUAACGCCGUCAAGACCGGCCGUGUUAUGCUUGGUGAGACCAACCCCAAGGACUCUGCUCCUGGCACCAUCCGUGGCGAUUUCUGCAUCCAGGUCGGUCGCAACAUCAUCCACGGCUCAGACUCAGUCGAGUCCGCCAACAAGGAAAUCAAACUGUGGUUCGGCGACGACAAGGCGAAGAAGGACGGAGUUAUCGACUGGGCUUCCUGGGCUGAGAAAUGGAUCUACGAAUAAAUGGAUAACUCGCUCAAAUUUUUCAUUCCGCUAAUUAAUCUACAAUCUAUCCAGGAUAGUUGUGGACACUUGUUAUGCAAUAACACUGCUCCAGAGAACCAUUGGAAAUAUACUGCCUGAUGUGUGGCUAGUGAUAACUAAUGUACAUACCGAAGCUGCCUGGAAAAUAAAUAUCUGUUCGAUCUGAA
Messenger RNA from Nasonia vitripennis (jewel wasp), 2133 nucleotides. It is a transcript of the gene awd, whose product is annotated as nucleoside diphosphate kinase. Gene Ontology annotation, molecular function: nucleoside diphosphate kinase activity. Gene Ontology annotation, biological process: UTP biosynthetic process; CTP biosynthetic process; GTP biosynthetic process. The transcript is spliced from 3 exons. Lineage: Eukaryota; Metazoa; Arthropoda; Insecta; Hymenoptera; Pteromalidae. Bases 1229 to 1945 code for a protein of 238 amino acids. The record is from RefSeq and is a predicted model, not a curated record.